GUCACUGCAAUGUACACUCCAUCCACAGAAAAACAUGAAAAAUCACUACAGAAACACCAUCUCUAUCUCUCUUACAUAUCUCUUUCUUUGUCUCUUUAUCACAUAUGUGUCUUCACAAUCCUUGAUACGACAAAUCCCCGAUGACUUCAAUACAGAUCUAAAAGAAGUGCCUUACGUACAAAAACAUCAUGAGUUCUCAUCGCGUCACUAUAAUGUCUCUCAUUCGAAGACGGUAACAGGUAUGAGAAAUCUUCGUCCAUCAACCUAUUCUUACAAGAUUGAGACAAACGUUAUAGACAAAUUUGAAACUCGUCCUUUCACGGUUGGUGGAUACAAUUGGAUUCUCCAUGUGUACCUUAAUGGGAACACAAAGGAUGGUGGUGCAGGUUACGUUUCUCUUUACGUAGAAAUAGACAAGUCAGGUUUCGAUUCUGCACAUCAAGAGGUUUACGCGGAUCUCAGGUUUUACAUCUUCAACAGGAAGGAGAGGAAAUAUUUUACCAUCCAAGAUACGGAUGUGUGGCGAUUCAAUGCCUUCAACACGAUGUGGGGAUUCUCUCAGGUCCUCCCCGUUGAUACCUUCAAAGACCCGAAAAAUGGUUACCUUUACGAUGGAGAACACUGUGAGUUUGGUGUUGAUGUGACCGUUCCUACUCCCUUUGAAGAAUCAGAAACUUUCUCAAUCAGCAGUAGUUCUGAUAAAUUCACCUGGAGAAUUGAGAACUUCUCCACGUUGGUCAAAGAUGCUUACUCAUCUGUGUUCUCUCUUGGAGGAAAAAAAUGGAACUUAAGAAUGGUUCCAACUGGUUCUGGCUCCGGAAGCGGAAAAUACGUUUCAUUGUUUCUUCAACUUUCUACAAAUCAAAGAAGAGCAUAUGAGUACAUUUAUGUUCGAGUCAAGUUUCGAGUUCUUAACCAACGCAAACUCAGUAACCGCGAAUCGGAACUAAGGAAUUGGUACGGAAGAACCUAUUCUUGGGGUAUCGUGAACCUUAUCUCUUUCGAUGAUCUCAGAGAUUCGUCAAAGGGUUUCCUUGUGAAUGACGCGUUGAUCGUUGAAGUCCAAUUGGAGGCUAUUUCUACUACCACGUACUUCCCUUAGUUAACUAAAGGAACAUUCAGCUCUAUCUUUGUGUUAUUACCAACCCUUUUGUGUUAUUAUUUUCGGCUAUUAUCAACCACUCAAUUAUAAUAAGAAUCCAUGUCAAACUAAGAAAAAAGAUUCGUAAAUAUAUGUAAUGUUUUGUUGAAUGAACUUUGUAAUCCC
Molecule: messenger RNA, 1267 nt
Organism: Raphanus sativus (radish)
Lineage: Eukaryota; Viridiplantae; Streptophyta; Magnoliopsida; Brassicales; Brassicaceae
Exons: 6
Coding region: 35-1102 (355 amino acids)
Molecular function (GO): protein binding
Source: RefSeq, a predicted model, not a curated record